CUGCGUGCACGCGCUCGCCGUGAAUCAACUGACAUCUACAGAGACCGAGCGACGGUUAAGGGGCAAGUCACCGUUGGACUGUGAAACGUAAAGAAAAUUUUUGAAAAAUGGAGUGGAGCGCAAUGGAAAUCAACCCCGAGAUGCUCAACAAGAUGAUGAGCAAGUUAGGCGUGGGCGGAAGCUGGCGUUUUGUGGACGUGCUAGGGCUGGAGGGUGAGCCUCUAUCCUCCGUACCGACCCCAUGCUGUGCCCUGAUGCUGCUCUUCCCUCUAACACAACAGCAUGAGUCUUUCAGACAGCAGCAGGCAGACAAGGUCUCAGGGGACUCAGAGGUUUACUUCCUGAAACAGACAGUGGUCAAUUCCUGUGGUACCGUUGCCAUGCUGCAUGCAGUAGCCAACAAUAAAGGCAAAAUGGAGUUUGGUACUGAUUCUGCCCUGAAGAAGUUUCUAGAUGAGACUGCUGGCUUGUCCCCUGAUGACCGUGCCAAACGCCUGGAGAACAACCAGGCAAUCCGUGAAGCUCAUGAUGAUGUGGCUGCACAGGGCCAGUGCAGGCCGGAAGCAGAUAAAGUCAACUUCCACUUUAUUGCCUUUGUGAAUGUAAAUGGACAGCUUUAUGAAAUGGAUGGGAGAAUGGGUGGACCAGUGAAGCAUGGAGCUACUAAAGAUGAGUCCUUCAUAACGGAUGCAGCAAGUGUCUGUCGUGGAUUUAUGGAGAGAGAGCAAGGCGAAGUCCGUUUCUCUGCAGUGGCACUUUGUCGCAGUUAAACAUCUCAGUAGAAUACAGAGUCAGAUUACAAACCAAAAUAUCUUGGAGCACUCACAUGACAAACACAAGCGACAGACACACCAGAAUGACCUGGACACAUACAUCUGCAGACACUAUGCACUAUAAAGCACAUUUUGUUCCACAUGUUGUACACUCGCAUCUCACCAACAAAGCAUUCUUGAACAUAUGCACAUGUGCACACACACCCAUACACACACGGAAAAAUGUUGGCUCCACGCCGAUACAAGCUUGCCUUUUAUGUGAUGUCACUUAGCAAUGAAAGCUUUCCUCUUUUCUUACUACUGUGUUCUCUGAACUUAAGUGAGGUCAGAUCUCAACACUGCUUGUGUGCAUGUGUUUGUUUGUUUGUCUUUGUGUGUAUGUUAUCUGUGGUGAACUCUCAGUCAGGAAAGACUGAUGCGUAAGUGCCUUCAGUGGCAACAGACAAGGAAAGAGAAGGAAGGAUGGGAAAGCAAACAAAAAGGCACAAAAAAUGUACGGGGGGAAAAAAUGUCCUGUUUCUUUAAAUGCCAGUAGUUUCUGCGGUGGAGAGUUCCUGAGAAGUUGACAUUCUUCAGAACAGCCCAAAUGGAUCCGUAGGAAUAAUUUAACCAUUGUUCUGUCCAAAUAUGCACACAACCUUUUGAAUAGUGCUCUUGGAUUUCGUGCUGAUUUUUCUCUGAAAAAGAGGUUGUCUUUGAAAGGUUUGACAUUAGGUGUUAGUUGUCAUUUGAGAGUACAGAUAGAUCUUGAUAGUGGCGGUGUCACAAUCCUUGUUCUUGUUUAGUUCACUUGUUUUUGUAAAUUAAUUUAUACAGUAGUUUAUUUGUUCACAACUUAUUUGGAAAAGGGUUAUCAGUAAACAAUCUACAAAUGCCUGAAAUGUAUAAACUGCCGAACAAGAUGAGGUGCAUCCAGAUAAAGUUGUACUGUUUGUUGGGAUGUUAGGAUGUGCAGUGUGAGAUGAUAGCAUAUAGACUGUGUUCCAAUUGUUUACCUUUCUGCAGCUUCCCAAUACUUUGUUGCUGUAGUUGUAUUGGUAAUGCAGCUGUCUGAAUUCAAUAAAGCAACCCUCAAACUUG
This is a messenger RNA of Myripristis murdjan (pinecone soldierfish), 1853 nucleotides long. RefSeq names its product ubiquitin carboxyl-terminal esterase L1 (ubiquitin thiolesterase) (gene uchl1). Lineage: Eukaryota; Metazoa; Chordata; Actinopteri; Holocentriformes; Holocentridae. Gene Ontology annotation, molecular function: cysteine-type deubiquitinase activity. The transcript is spliced from 9 exons. Gene Ontology annotation, cellular component: cytoplasm. The coding region runs from base 108 to 770 and encodes 220 amino acids. Gene Ontology annotation, biological process: ubiquitin-dependent protein catabolic process; protein deubiquitination. The record is from RefSeq and is a predicted model, not a curated record.